Messenger RNA from Papaver somniferum (opium poppy), 1741 nucleotides. RefSeq names its product phosphoglucan phosphatase DSP4, amyloplastic-like. The coding region runs from base 255 to 1379 and encodes 374 amino acids. Lineage: Eukaryota; Viridiplantae; Streptophyta; Magnoliopsida; Ranunculales; Papaveraceae. The transcript is spliced from 14 exons. Gene Ontology annotation, cellular component: chloroplast. Gene Ontology annotation, molecular function: protein tyrosine/serine/threonine phosphatase activity; starch binding; carbohydrate phosphatase activity. The record is from RefSeq and is a predicted model, not a curated record. Gene Ontology annotation, biological process: starch catabolic process; protein dephosphorylation.
AAAAAUCUUUAUCAAAACCUGUUCCAGGUUUAUGUAUAACUCUUCAGCAUACACGUAGUUUACACAUGAAAAUAUCACUCUAUAUCAAGACGUGUCAAGGAUAUAACACCAGAGUUGGGUAAAGCUAUCAACACAACACUCAGUGUAGAGAAAUUUUUUAGUUCCCUAAAUAACCAGAAAUAAGAAAAUCAAAAAGUUCGUACUUCCACGACAGAGCAGAUCCUACUUCUUCUAUUUUUACAAAAACUCUGCAAAUGAAUUGCCUUCAGAAUCUUCCAAGAUCCUUCAUUGGGUUGUCUUUACAAGGAGGAGAAUUAAAAUCCCAUGGAAAAAACCACCUUUCAGUUAUCAUUAAUGUAUGUAAGUUUGUAGAGAAUUCAAGUAAGCUUCGUCAAAGAAUCACGAUGAAGGCAAUUUCUGGGCCUGUAACGAAUACCGAAACGGAUGAUGCUGAAGUAGAUGAGGAAAAGUCUGAGAUAUAUAGUAAUAAUAUGACUGAAGCUAUGGGUGCUUCAUUGACGUAUAGACAUGAAUUGGGGAUGAAUUAUAAUUUCAUUCGACCGGAUUUGAUUGUCGGCUCUUGCCUACAGACCCCUGCAGAUGUUGACAAGCUUCGCAAAAUCGGAGUGAAGACUAUUUUUUGCGUACAGCAAAACUCGGAUCUAGAAUAUUUUUCUGUUGAUAUUACUGCAAUCCAAGAAUAUGCAAAUCAGUGCGAUGAUAUUCAGCAUGUGCGGGCUGAAAUACGGGACUUUGAUGCAUUUGAUUUGAGAAUGAGACUGCCAGCUGCGGUAAGCGUUUUAUAUAAGGCCAUAAAGUCCAAUGGAGGUGUGACUUAUAUACAUUGCACUGCUGGGCUUGGAAGAGCUCCUGCUGUUGCGUUGGCGUACAUGUACUGGGUUCAAGGUUACAAACUCAACGAGGCACACAGUUUGCUUCUGAGUAAGCGUACAUGCUGUCCAAAGCUGGAUGCCAUAAGGAGUGCGACUGCUGAUAUUCUUACAGGCCUGGAGAAGAAUUUGGUCAAAUUAACGUGGCCAGGUGGUAAUUGCUCCUCAGUGGCAAUAGCCGGACUCGACAUUGGAUGGGGACAGAGUAAACCUUUGACAUUUGACGACAAAGAAGGCUUGUGGGUUCUUGAGAGAGAGUUACCAGAAGGACACUAUGAGUACAAAUACGUUGUAGACGGUGAAUGGAAAUGCAACAACAGCGAGCUACUAACACAAAUGAACCAAGAUGGCCAUGUAAAUAAUUAUGUCCAAGUUUCUAGCAAAAAUGUCAAUAUUGAUAGCAAGGAGUUGAGGGAGCGUUUAAGUGCUGAGGAUGCUGAUCUUACUGCAGAGGAUCGGCUUGCAAUUAAAGAAUUUUUAGAAGCCUAAGCAACCCAUACAAGUAAACGCAAAAGGUGAUCAAAGAUAACAUGUAUACAUGUGAUGGAUAGAAGAUGUACCACAAAAUAAAACCAACAGAGGUCCAGCAAGUAGAAAGUCGAGCUGCAGCUGUUGAUUAGAGGCGAGUUAGGUCUGGCAUCUUCAAGGUGCCAUAUCAGGAAACGGGCAAGCUAUAUACUGAGGAGUUUGAUAGCCGUUCUUUAAAGGAACACUUAAUAAUGUCUACUAAAUGUCUUAGUAUCAUUAAGAACUCUAUUAAUCGCUGAUUCGAUUAUUGUCUGUACUAAUAUGUUAGACCUGGGACUUCGAAAUAAAAUUAAUAUAAAAAGAUGGUGGCCAUGUUGAACAGA